Messenger RNA from Perkinsus marinus ATCC 50983, 732 nucleotides. RefSeq lists its product as hypothetical. Bases 1 to 732 code for a protein of 243 amino acids. The transcript is spliced from 7 exons. Lineage: Eukaryota; Perkinsozoa; Perkinsida; Perkinsidae. The record is from RefSeq and is a predicted model, not a curated record.
AUGCUGGACUGCUCUCCCGUCACACUCCGCGAGAGAGACUGUAGACAAUCACUGAAGGCUGAUGAGUCUGCUGGUCAGCUAAAACAGAAAGCAUCGGUGUCGGGGAUCAUCAAUACGAGAGCGAGCGAGAUUGAGAGCGAGAUCUUUGCAAAGGCUGAGGAGAUCAGGAGGAAAUGGGCGACCUUGGCCGAAGCACGAGCUGAUGCACAGUGGGGGUUGGUGACACCACCACGCCUCGAUCCAGAAGCCGCAUUCCCCUCGAGUAGUGGUAAUUCGAGGAUGCAUCUGGUGAGGAGGAAGAGGGAGGCGGAUGCUUACCGCAGGCUUACACCUUGGGAAGCAUCUGAUGUUGUCAAGAUUCUCGUGGAUAAGGUUCCUGAUAAUUGCACGCAUGCACAAGCUUUGGAAGUUGUAGCUUCACUCACCGGAGAGGGUUGCUUGACGGAAGAGCUGGGAAGAGAGUUGGCGACUGAUGAGGCCGACUUUUCACCAAUUGCGAAUUUGUUUUCAAGUCCGGAGACCGACGUGCCUUCCGCGGAACUCAUUCGAACAAUUAUAGAGGAGUUUCCAUGGAAGUUUCUCAGUGACGAGCGUCUGCAGCGUAUGGUUCAUCGACUUUCCAAACAAGCGGAGAAAUUGAUGACCAAAGGGGAUUUGAAAGGAGCUCAGGAGGCCAAUAUCAUUCGAUUCUGUGGAUCCCUGUAUUGCUAUAUUGAUAGAGUCAAUAAUUGA